Molecule: messenger RNA, 3233 nt
Organism: Lemur catta (Ring-tailed lemur)
Lineage: Eukaryota; Metazoa; Chordata; Mammalia; Primates; Lemuridae
Gene: TMPRSS2
Product: transmembrane serine protease 2
Exons: 14
Coding region: 47-1756 (569 amino acids)
Biological process (GO): protein autoprocessing
Cellular component (GO): membrane
Molecular function (GO): protein binding; serine-type endopeptidase activity
Source: RefSeq, a predicted model, not a curated record
AACGUUAUGCUCUGCUGGCCUAGAGGCCUUAAUUCCAAAGGGAGAAAUGCUUCCGCCAAAGGAUGUAACAAUUCCAUUAAACUAUAACUUAAGACUACCACCUGGCCACUUUGAGCUCCGCAUGCCUUUGAAUCAACAGGCAAAGAAGAGAGUUGCGCUGUUGGCUGGGGUAAUUGAUCCAGACCACCGAGAGGAAACUAGACUACCGCUCUACUGCAGAGGUCAUCUUGAACAUUCCAAAUACCUCCCAUUACUCGAUGCUGUUGAUAAAAUCAGGAUGGCUUUGAACUCAGGGUCACCACCAGGUGCUGGACCUUACUACGAAAACCACGGCUACCAACCGGAAAACCUCUACGCUCCCCAGCCCCCCGUGGCUCCCAGUGUCUACCCAGUGUAUCCGGCUCAGUACUACCCGGCCCAGGUUCCCCAGUACGCUCCGAGGGUUCUAACCAACGAUCCUACUCCCGCCCUCCACACGCAGCCCAAAUCCCGGUCGGGAGCUGUGUGCACCUCAAGGACUAAGAAAGCGCUGUGCAUCACCGUGGCCCUGGGGGCCGUCCUCGUGGUGGCUGCGCUGGCCGCUGGGCUGCUCUGGAAGUUCUUGGGGAGCAAGUGCGUGGACUCCCAGGUGGAGUGCGGCUCCUCCGGCACCUGCAUCAGCCCGGCGCACUGGUGUGACGGCGUGUCCCACUGCCCCAGCGGGGAGGACGAGAACCAGUGCGUUCGCCUCUACGGACCGAACUUCAUCCUUCAGGUUUACUCAUCGCAGAGGAAGUCCUGGCACCCCGUGUGCCAAGAAGGCUGGAGUGACAGCUAUGGGCGGGCCGUGUGCAAUGACAUGGGCUACAAGAAUAGUUUUUAUUCUAGCCAGGGAAUAGCGGAUGACAGUGGGGCCACAAGCUUUCUGAAACUGAACACAAGUGCCAGCAGCGUUGAUAUCUAUAAGAAACUGUACCACAGUGCCUCCUGUUCUUCGAAAGCAGUGGUGUCUUUACGCUGCAUCGCGUGCGGGACCACCUCGAAUGUGAGCAGCCAGAGCAGGAUCGUGGGGGGCUCGGGCGCAGCCCUGGGGGAUUGGCCCUGGCAGGUGAGCCUGCACGUGCAGAACGUCCACGUGUGCGGAGGCUCGCUCAUCACCCCCGAGUGGAUCGUGACGGCCGCCCACUGCGUGGAACAACCUCUGAACAACGCGCGGUACUGGAUGGUGUACGCGGGAGUGCUGAGACAGUCUUUCAUGUUCUUCGGAAGCGGAGCCCGAGUGGGAAAAGUGAUUUCUCAUCCAAAUUACGAUUCCAAGUCCAAGAACAAUGACAUCGCACUCAUGAAGUUGCAGACGCCUCUGACUUUGAACGACGUGGUGAGACCAGUGUGCCUGCCCAACCCGGGCUUGAUGCUGGCGGCGGAGCAGCCCUGCUGGAUUUCCGGGUGGGGGGCCACCCAGGAGAAAGGGAAGACCUCGGACACGCUGAACGCGGCCAUGGUGCGCCUCAUUGAGCCCUCGCAGUGCAACAGCAAAUACGUCUACAAUAACCUGAUCACAUCAGCCAUGAUCUGUGCGGGGUACCUGAAGGGGACCGUCGACUCCUGCCAGGGUGACAGUGGAGGGCCUCUGGUCACUUCGAAGAACGGCGUCUGGUGGUUGAUCGGGGACACGAGCUGGGGCUUCGGCUGCGCCAAGCCUAACAGGCCAGGAGUGUACGGGAACGUGACAGUGUUUACAGACUGGAUCUAUCAACAAAUGAAGGCAGACAGCUAAUCCUCGUGGCCUUUGUCCUUGACAUUGUUCUGCAAGAAAACAGAGGGGCUGACUUUGAUUCCCUGUGCAUGAUUUACUUUUAGAGAUGAUUCAAAGGUCCUUUCAUUUUUAUUAAACAGUGAACUUGUCUGACUUUGGCACUCUCUGCCGUUCUGUGCAGGCCGCAGUGGCUCCCCCGGCCCUGGGCCCAUUCCCUCUGACCCCUUGUCCAAAAGGGGUGACAGCCCAGCUGGGUGUGGGCACCUGCGGCCAGAUGCAGAGGAGUGGGGCGGAGGCUGCCCUGUGGGGACCGUCCUUCUGCACCCAUUCCAGGGGCUGCUUUUGGAUGAGCAGGGAGCUGUCACCUCUCAGCUGCUGGACGGCUUGAGUUGGAAAAGGGGACAGCCACCUGCGUAGCCCCACAGCCUGGCUCUCCGCAAGGGGUUUUGGCCAAUCAUUUUGUAGUGCCUUCUUAGCAGCCCCGAUGGUGCCUACAAAUAAAGGGACCAGCCCUUCAUGGGUGGCGACAUGCUCGUCACUUGUAAGGGCAACGAAACCUUUUUUUUUCCUCCUUGCGGGGGUGGGAGUGUAGACAGCCCUUGGUGCAAGGGACGUGGUUACAGAGGUGGCUCCUGCUGCGGGUCUCCACCUGCACAUCCUGGGCUCCUCCGAGGAAGUCCCCCCACUGUCCCUCUCCGGCCCCCUUGCAGAGUGUGCACGACGCUUGGUCCCGGCAGUGGGGCCCAGUCGGGCACCCCGCUGACCCUCUCCACCUGCUAAUCGCUGGAAGUCGAGGUCCCCUGGGGCAGUCGGGACGUGCGGUUUAGGAUACAUUGUUUCCUUGUCAUGUUUCUACGUGUUGCUACCUCAGUGAUGGAAUCUUGGCUUCUGACGCCUCCAAGAAGUUCAGGCAUUCGGCUCUUUGAGACUGUCGUCGUCCUGGCCAAGGACGGGCGGUGGCGCACUUGAGCCACUUGCACACAACUGGCUCCUGACUUAACGCUCUGGAAACGAACGUGCUGAGGAAAAGUGCCUGUGCCGGUGACGAAGAAGAGAAGGACGUUUCGGACAUUUCGUGUUGGACUCCCGUGGUCCCUUCCAACACCGAGGGCUCCGCGGGGGCGGGGGUCCCUCUCCUGUCGCCAGGCGCUCUGGCCGUGGGCGCUACUCCACCGUGGUCCUGCCUCCUUUCCAAGCACACUGGUUUUUAGAAGGAAAUGCAUGCUUCUCCUGCUAGGACCUAACCUUGAAACAGAACCCCAGCCACAGGACGCUUCUGUGUUCCGCGGCGUCCCCAGGGGCCGGUGACACAGCAGCGCAGCGCGAGGCGUCUGCUCCCCAGGCCAGAUCCUACACAGCCUCGUAAGGUGAAAACAUCUUCCCUCUUUACUGUUCCUUUUUAUUUAUGUGACCAAUAGUUUUGUAUCUUUUUUAAAUUGUAAAAUGCAAUUGUGAAAUUGAAUAUCAUGCAAAUAAAUUAUACAUUUUUUUCCACGCA